ACGUAAAUCCAGACAUACACAGAGUGUUUUUGCCUAUCCCUUGCACCUUAAAGAAGAAAAAAAAUGCAAUGCAUUUUGAUUUGUGAAAAAAUAUCAUAAAACACAAUUCAAAUGAAGAAAAAAAUGCAUCAUUUACUUAAUCGUAUAUUAAAUUUAUAAAAAUAGAAUUCAAAAUUAUCUAAAACAAAGUGUUGUGUGUGUUUGUAGUUAGUUAAAAUUUAUAGAAAAAAAAAAUAAUAAUAUGAAGUCAUCCUCAUUUCUUCUGAAAUUUAUAUGCAACAACAACAAAAAUUCAACUCGUAGAUAAAUUCAUCGUCUGCACUACAAAAAGGAUAUUCUCUAACAAAAGUUUGACAUAAAAAAAAAGAAAAUUUCACAAUGAAAAUAAUGCGUUUGCGACAUGCAAAACUAAUUAUUAUCCUCAUAGUCCUAGCAAAUUUGGUGCUCUUCUACUACACGUGGAAAUCAGUCCUUUGGAAAUCCAUUGUAGAUCCUGGCGAUGAUAGUGGUAAUAAUCAAUUGCAAAAAUCUAAAUCACCUCAAUCGACAAAGGAUAAACUAAAAACCGCCAACAAACACAUUCGCAAAUCGAUAACAAUUGUUUUCAGGACAUUUUACACAUUCGAAAAUGAUAUCAAAUCAUCGAUUGAUAGCAUCUUGGAAAUAAUACCAAAUAUGCCAAUUCUUGUUGUGCAAGACACACUCCCAUAUCCUCCGGUAACCUAUGACACAAAUUUAACCGAACCCAGUACAGUGCGUUUUCUAAAUUUGGGCUUUGAUAUACAAAAGUCAUCAAAGGAGCUGAAUCCUUUGCUAGCUAUCAAGACUAAAUAUGUGCUUUUUAUGCCUGAUAGCGUUCGCUUGAAUAAUAAGAAUUUACUACAAAAAAUCCUUAAAGAAAUCAAUAAUAGCCACAGGGAGCAAGUUGAGGUUGUUAACGGAGGAGGUGGAAAUGGAGGUGGUGGAAAUGGUGGUGGGAUUGUUGAUACCGAUGACAUUGUACGGAGGGUAGUUAUUGUUCCCUUUGCUGGUAAUAUGAAGUCCUUUAGUAGUUGCACACAGGUGAAUUUAGAUCCACCCAAUUGGACGAUACAGUACAUAGCGGUGAACAGUAGUGAGAAAUGUGACUUGUAUUUGCAAAAACAUGCAAUUUUGGUUGAUACGGGAGUCCUGCGAGAGAUGCCAGACCCAUUUGGGGCGCCAUUUCCCGAACUGUUUUAUAUUCAAGCAAAAGCUGCUAGAAUUGAAAAAACCAUCUUUCCAAAUGCAUUUCAAGAUGGAAGACGUCUCUUUGCCUCCUAUCACACCAAACAACGUCGCAUGGAAAACCGCCGAAGGCAAUUCAAGGAAAUGUACAAGAAACUACAAAUCAAACGAAUCGUCAAGAGAUCUCACAAAAUCACCUCGAAAACUGACAAAGAGUCACUUGGCCCCUCGCAUAAUCUUGUUCUCGAUGGACAAUUUUCUUCGUCAAAUUUUUCGCUACCCCAAGCUACUGAAAUCGAUUUGAUUGGUUGUGAGAGGACUUCAAAGUCGUGCGUUGGUCCAGUUUAUAAUAUGAGGCCAUUUUAUGUGUACCUCAAUAAACAUACCCCACCUUGCUGUUUGGACAAACUCAAAACAACCUUUAAUCAUGUUUUAGAAGAAUUUGAAAAUGUUGGCAUUCGAUAUUGGUUGGAUAACUAUGCUCUCAAGACGGCCAUUGAAACGAACAAUCUGUCCCCGGAUGCCUAUGACAUCGAUAUAAGUUUUAACGUUUUCGAUUUGGAGCGUUCGAAUUCGUUAAAAAAGUCCCAAACAAAACCUUUCAUUGAUAAUGAAGGUUUCUAUUGGAUGAAAGCAACAGAUGGUCAUUAUUUUCGAGUGCAAUUUUCGAAAAUCAAUCAAAUCGGAUUAAAUUUAUUGCCAUUUGAAAUAUCUGGCAAUGAAGUUAGACCGAAUGCGUUUUUUGGUUGGAAAGCUAAAGAAUUUUCUGGUGAUUUCUUACAUCCUAUGUCGACUGUAUUGUUUUUGGGUAAAAAUAUUCAGUGUCCAAAUAAUGUGAGGGAAUAUUUAGAAUUUAAAAAUAUUAAAUAAAAAUAAAAAAAUCACAUUGUUGAUGGUUGUAUUUAAAAAUAA
This is a messenger RNA of Episyrphus balteatus (marmalade hoverfly), 2118 nucleotides long. Its product is annotated as ribitol 5-phosphate transferase FKRP. The record is from RefSeq and is a predicted model, not a curated record. Gene Ontology annotation, biological process: protein O-linked glycosylation via mannose. Gene Ontology annotation, cellular component: Golgi apparatus. The transcript is spliced from 3 exons. Bases 379 to 2076 code for a protein of 565 amino acids. NCBI's taxonomy places the organism in Eukaryota, Metazoa, Arthropoda, Insecta, Diptera, Syrphidae.